Molecule: messenger RNA, 1688 nt
Organism: Chelmon rostratus (copperband butterflyfish)
Lineage: Eukaryota; Metazoa; Chordata; Actinopteri; Chaetodontiformes; Chaetodontidae
Gene: fntb
Product: farnesyltransferase, CAAX box, beta
Exons: 12
Coding region: 104-1375 (423 amino acids)
Biological process (GO): protein farnesylation
Cellular component (GO): protein farnesyltransferase complex
Molecular function (GO): protein farnesyltransferase activity
Source: RefSeq, a predicted model, not a curated record
GCGGAGUCCAGUGAAAGUAAGUGAACUAUCAAAACAAACUAACUGCACGUACGGCAUCGUUUCCGUUUCAGCAUCAUUGCAGCUAACGGCUCGUAUCAUCAUCAUGGACGGUGUGCCGGCGCCUUUGCGAUGCUUCAGUGAGUGCCAUUCCGCAGAAAUGUUCGUGGAUGACGGGGUGGAAUCGGUGACUUCGGUGGAGCAGAAAAAAGUGGAACACAGCAUUGGGGAAGUCAUCAGUGUUUACAAGCAAAUACACAGCUUACCACAGCCAACGUUGUUGCGGGAACAACACUACCAAUAUCUCAAGAAGGGCUUACGUCACCUAUCAGACGCUUAUGAGUGUCUGGAUGCCAGCAGACCGUGGCUUUGCUUCUGGAUUCUUCACAGUCUGGAGUUACUAGAGGAGCCCAUUCCUGGUGCCGUCGCCUCAGAUGUGUGUCAGUUUCUGGCUCGCUGUCAGAGCCCAACGGGGGGUUUUGCUGGAGGACCAGGACAACACGCCCACCUCGCGCCGACCUACGCUGCUGUCAACGCCCUCUGUAUCAUCGGUACCGAAGAGGCCUAUAAUGUUAUAGACAGGGAGAAGCUGUUAGAUUUCCUCUGGUCAGUGAAGCAGCCAGAUGGCUCAUUCGUGAUGCACAUCGGAGGAGAGGUGGAUGUCAGGAGCGCAUAUUGUGCAGCUUCUGUAGCAUCGCUCACAAACAUCCUCACACCAAAACUGUUCGAAGACACUACCAACUGGAUCCUCAGUUGCCAGAACUGGGAGGGUGGUCUCAGCGGAGUGCCAGGCUUGGAGGCCCACGGUGGCUACACUUUCUGCGGGACAGCUGCCCUCGUCAUCCUGGGAAAAGAACACAUGCUGGAUCUCAAAGCCUUGCUGCGGUGGGUGGUCAGCAGACAGAUGCGGUUCGAAGGAGGCUUCCAGGGCCGCUGCAAUAAACUGGUGGACGGCUGCUACUCUUUCUGGCAGGCUGGACUCCUGCCUCUACUCCACAGAGCCUUAUUCAAAGAAGGAGAGUCGGAGCUGAGUCGGCAGCGCUGGAUGUUCGAGCAGCAGGCCUUGCAGGAGUACAUCCUCCUCUGCUGUCAGAACCCAACGGGGGGCCUCCUGGAUAAGCCUGGCAAAUCCAGAGAUUUCUACCACACGUGUUACUGCCUGAGCGGCCUCUCCAUCGCACAGCACUUUGGAAACAUGGACCUCCAUCAUGAGAUGAUCCUCGGCAGGGAGGAGAACAGACUGGCUCCAACUCAUCCGGUUUAUAACAUUUGUCCAGAGAAGGUGGCUCAGGCCCUGCAGCACUUUCACCGGCUGUCUGUCCCCGAGGACAACAAGCAGCCGGACCCCGCCUCCGGAUCAGCCGACAGUCAGUCCUAGUCAGUCCCCAGCGGAGACGUCACGGCACGCCAACCAGCAAACCCCGGGGGACGGACUCGAACCAGCAAACAGCGGUCAGGUCUGACAUGAGACGAGCCCAGGAGCCGGUCGGACGGUGGACCCCCUCGGUAGAAGUGAGGGCUGGAGUUUAGGAGCAUUUGCCUGAAUAAAGGUUAACAGUUGUGUGUGGGCAGCUUCGCAUUCAGCUGAAUUUUUGCUUGCAAUGCCUGUUGUUUUCAUUCUAUGAAAGAAAAGUGAAACUUUCUAUGAUUUCAGUCUGACCUAAGUUAAUAAAACUUUAUACAGCACUUUU